UUACUCUUGCAUUUGGCAGUUAAAGAUGAUGUUUCCAUGGAAACAGUUGAUCCUGCUUUCAUUCAUUGGCUGCUUAGGAGGUGAGCUUCUCUUACAAGGCCCUGUGUUUGUCAAAGAACCCAGCAAUAGUAUUUUCCCUGUUGGUUCAGAAGAUGAAAAAAUAACUUUAAAUUGUGAAGCAAGAGGCAGCCCAUCACCUCAUUACAGAUGGCAACUGAAUGGAAGUGAUAUUGAUACGAGUAUGGAACAUCGUUAUAAGUUGAAUGGAGGAAAUCUUGUGGUUAUUAGCCCCAACAGAAAUUGGGAUACAGGAACUUACCAAUGUUUUGCAACAAAUUCACUUGGAACAAUUGUCAGCAGAGAAGCCAAGCUUCAGUUUGCCUAUCUUGAAAAUUUUAAAACCAAAAUGAGGAGUACAGUGUCUGUGCGUGAAGGCCAGGGAGUUGUGCUGCUGUGCGGCCCCCCACCGCACUCUGGAGAACUGUCAUAUGCUUGGAUCUUCAAUGAAUACCCAUCGUUUGUUGAAGAAGAUAGUCGGAGAUUUGUGUCUCAGGAGACAGGACACCUCUACAUAUCUAAGGUGGAGCCGUCGGAUGUGGGAAAUUACACAUGUGUGGUGACAAGUAUGGUGACAAAUGCCCGAGUGCUGGGCUCUCCAACUCCUUUGGUGCUACGUUCUGAUGGUGUGAUGGGUGAAUAUGAACCUAAAAUAGAAGUUCAGUUUCCAGAAACUCUUCCAGCAGCUAAAGGUUCGACUGUGAAAUUGGAAUGUUUUGCCCUUGGAAAUCCCAUACCUCAGAUUAAUUGGAGAAGAAGUGAUGGACUGCCAUUUUCCAGCAAAAUUAAAUUAAGGAAGUUCAAUGGUGUGCUUGAAAUCCCCAACUUCCAACAGGAAGAUGCAGGUUCCUAUGAAUGCAUUGCUGAGAAUUCACGAGGAAAAAAUGUUGCUAGAGGGCGUCUCACUUACUAUGCAAAGCCCCAUUGGGUUCAACUCAUAAAGGAUGUGGAAACAGCCGUGGAGGACAGUCUUUACUGGGAAUGUAGGGCGAGUGGCAAGCCCAAGCCCUCCUACCGAUGGCUGAAAAAUGGAGCAGCCUUAGUGCUAGAGGAGAGAAUACAGAUAGAAAAUGGUGCCCUUACAAUAUCAAACCUAAGUGUGACUGAUUCUGGCAUGUUCCAAUGCAUAGCAGAAAACAAACAUGGCCUUGUCUAUUCCAGUGCUGAGCUCAAAGUUGUUGCUUCUGCUCCGGAUUUUUCAAAGAAUCCAAUGAAGAAGUUGGUUCAGGUGCAGGUGGGCAGCCUGGUCAGCUUGGAUUGUAAACCCAGAGCCUCCCCAAGGGCACGCUCUUCCUGGAAGAAGGGGGACGUGAGCGUGCAGGAGCAUGAAAGAAUUUCUCUAUUAAAAGAUGGAGGACUCAAAAUAGCCAAUGUGACUAAAGCUGAUGCUGGAACUUAUACCUGCAUGGCAGAAAACCAGUUUGGGAAAGCAAAUGGUACAACACAUUUGGUUGUUACAGAACCAACGAGAAUAACUUUGGCACCAUCUAACAUGGAUGUUUCUGUUGGUGAAAGCGUCAUCUUGCCCUGCCAGGUACAACAUGACCCACUGUUAGAUAUCAUCUUUACCUGGUAUUUCAAUGGGGCCCUUGCAGAUUUUAAGAAAGACGGAUCUCACUUUGAGAAAGUUGGUGGGAGUUCAUCUGGUGAUUUAAUGAUCAGAAACAUUCAACUGAAACACAGUGGGAAAUACGUUUGUAUGGUGCAAACGGGGGUGGACAGUGUUUCAUCUGCUGCUGACCUCAUAGUAAGAGGUUCACCUGGACCACCAGAAAAUGUGAAAGUAGAUGAAAUUACAGAUACAACAGCCCAACUCUCUUGGAAAGAAGGUAAAGACAACCAUAGCCCAGUUAUAUCGUAUUCCAUCCAGGCUCGGACACCUUUCUCCGUGGGUUGGCAAACCGUCACAACAGUGCCUGAGGUCAUCGAUGGGAAAACACACUCAGCCACUGUAGUUGAGUUAAACCCAUGGGUGGAAUAUGAAUUUCGGGUUGUAGCCAGUAAUAAAAUUGGAGGUGGAGAACCCAGUUUACCCUCAGAAAAAGUAAGAACUGAAGAGGCAGUUCCAGAAGUGCCUCCUUCUGAAGUCAAUGGAGGAGGCGGAAGCCGGUCUGAACUUGUGAUAACCUGGGAUCCAGUCCCUGAGGAACUACAGAAUGGUGAAGGUUUUGGGUAUGUUGUUGCUUUCCGCCCUCUUGGGGUUACCACCUGGAUCCAGACAGUGGUGACAUCCCCUGACACCCCAAGAUAUGUCUUUAGGAAUGAAAGCAUCGUGCCAUAUUCACCAUAUGAAGUUAAAGUGGGUGUUUAUAAUAACAAAGGUGAAGGACCAUUUAGCCCAGUGACAACAGUGUUCUCUGCAGAAGAAGAGCCUACAGUGGCCCCAUCUCAAGUCUCUGCAAAUAGCCUAUCUUCCUCAGAAAUUGAGGUUUCAUGGAAUACCAUUCCUUGGAAGUUGAGCAAUGGACAUUUACUGGGCUAUGAGGUGCGGUACUGGAAUGGUGGUGGAAAGGAGGAAUCAUCCAGUAAAGUGAAAGUGGCAGGAAAUGAGACAUCAGCCAGACUACGGGGCCUGAAGAGCAACCUGGCCUAUUACACAGCUGUCCGGGCUUACAACAGCGCCGGCGCCGGGCCAUUUAGUGCCACAGUUAAUGCAACCACCAAGAAAACGCCUCCCAGUCAGCCACCAGGAAAUGUUGUUUGGAAUGCCACAGACACUAAAGUGUUACUUAAUUGGGAGCAAGUUAAAGCCAUGGAGAAUGAGUCAGAAGUAACAGGAUAUAAAGUUUUCUAUAGGACUAGCAGUCAAAAUAACGUACAAGUGCUGAACACAAAUAAAACUUCAGCUGAACUUUUACUGCCCAUUAAAGAGGACUACAUUAUUGAAGUCAAGGCCACAACAGAUGGAGGGGAUGGGACCAGUAGUGAACAGAUCAGGAUUCCACGAAUAACCAGUAUGGAUGCAAGAGGAUCCACUUCAGCCAUCUUGAAUGUUCACCCUAUGUCAAGUUACCUGCCUAUAGUACUGUUCUUUAUUGUAUAUGCCCUGUGGUGAUGUUAGCUCCUUUUUAUUAUUUAUUGGAAAGUUAUUUCGUUACCAAAAAUGUGCUUUCAUGAAAUGCAGUGAUUAUGCAUGUUUUUUUCAACUCUUAUUUUUACCUUUCUACUUCAUUAUAGGUAAAUAUGAAUAUAAUUAAAAAAACAGUAAAUCCUUUUAGGGGAAUCUGAAAUGCCUUAAUAUUAACUUGAUAAACCAAAGGAAUUUACACAUUACAUACUUCAGAUUUUUGAUAUAAAUGUUCUUUAGCUAUGAGUUUAAGCACUGCCUGUGGAUAAAGACUCACACACUCUCACAUGUACACACACACGCAUGAGAACUUCUUUUUACAUGGAAAGACUCUUUCAUUUAAUUCAAAUGCUCUUUUCCCAUUAUAAUAGCAUUAUUUGGAAGACUUAACCAGUAUCAAUUUGAAAUGCUGAUUUAAGUCCCCAAGGAUGAAAAAUACAUCUUAAAAAUUAUCUUGUUGGAGAGGAGUGGCAUGUGAUUCAAAAGAGCAUUGUUGGAAAAUGCUACUCUGGGGCCGAGAAGCAUGGUGUUUGGUUUGGUAUACUGCUAAAUGGUUGUAAGACUCUACAAACCACUCUGCUGCCUGUACCUCUCAAUUAUUCCUCUACAAAAUGUAGAGAUAAUAAUACCUAUCUGAUCAGCCUUUGCCCCAUGAAUUAAUUUUUAAAAGAUAAAGAAGGAAAUAUGAAAGUGCUUUGUCACCCCAAAUGCA
Molecule: messenger RNA, 3836 nt
Organism: Piliocolobus tephrosceles (Ugandan red Colobus)
Lineage: Eukaryota; Metazoa; Chordata; Mammalia; Primates; Cercopithecidae
Gene: CNTN3
Product: contactin 3
Exons: 22
Coding region: 26-3112 (1028 amino acids)
Biological process (GO): axon guidance; cell-cell adhesion; brain development
Cellular component (GO): plasma membrane; axon
Molecular function (GO): cell-cell adhesion mediator activity
Source: RefSeq, a predicted model, not a curated record